GUAUUUUCAGUUAUUUGAGUUAUGGUUUAGUUAGCCACUUAUAGUUUGUACUUUGUCAUCAAGCUACACAACUCAACUGGAAUGAAAAGAUGGAGGCAAAUUCUUCAAACAAGGAAACGAAUGAUGUCAAUGCAUCUGAAGGAUCUUGGAGUGGAAGCUCUCAAACUGCUGCUGCUGGCUUCUGCUUCAUGUGUUGCCGGCCUGUGACUGGCAAUUGUCAACCAACAUUAGACAUGCUUUCAACGGUAGUGUCUCAGGUUUCUGUUCGAGAGAAGGUUGAGCAUGAAACUGGAUGGCAUCUCUCAUCAGUGAACCAACUACCAACUGGAGUUUGUUCCCAAUGCUUCAAUUUUGUGAAUGAAAUAGACGUUAUGGAACAUAAGUUAAACUUGUACCGUAAUAUUCUGAGGUCAAAUGUUCAAGCUUCAUUGAACAGCUUCCGUGAAGGUAAAGUCCAUUUCAAUAAGCAUUCUACAGAAGUAAAAUUGGAUUCUCUGCCAGUAGAAAAUCGGCAGGAUUCCGUUGUUAAUGGCAAUAAUUUUAUUGCAGUGGAUGAUUUUGAAAGGGAUUCUGCAUCGCCUAAACUUAAACUGUCUGACAAAGUAAUGGACACACUCUCUGGCAGCUCCUCAACUGCCCAACCAAGUUCACUUUGCACACAGGUUUCUCUAGCAUCUGUACCUUUGCAGUUGUCACCUAUUCCUCUAACUUCUAAAGCCAGUUCAGUAAAUAUUUCAAUUCCGUCAUCACUGGACAGGAUCAGUGGAAAUGAUUCUCUUAAAAACACUCAAUCUUCUAUCAGCCAGCCACAUGUUUCGCAAGAGUCUUUCGGUAACUGUAACAUGCAUGAUCAAGAACAACCAUUCAAUCUUUCUGUAUGUUCUACAUCAAAUAUGACGCAAUCGUACUGUACUUUAACUCAAUCUGUGUCAAAAGAUGCAGCGAGUUCUUACUUAGCGCAGAAGUCAUUUAAUUCUGAUUUGAAUAUGGGUAAAAGUUUGUCGUCACAACAUGACAAUUCGCCCAUUACAUCAGGCAAUCUUCUGGCAUUUGAGCUAUGCUCAGGUUCAAGGAAGAAAGGACCGGUGGAUGCAGUUCAGAGAUGUUCAUUAGGCAAUAGAACUGAUUUGGCUACAUCAAAUGGUGGUUUGGAAGCAACAAUAAAUUCAUUCAAAGUUGAUAGUCCUCGGAGUACUACAAUUACACAAAGCAAUCUGGCGUUCAGCUCAACGUCGGUUACGCCUCCUUCCUCUCGUUAUAGAGAAAAUGCUUCUGCUUCCUCUCCCACAAAUACUAUGCAAAAGGUUUCAACAGCUGUUACAACCAGAAACGUGUAUGCAUCAAUUUCAGGUCAGGUAAAUUCGUCAUUCGUCUCCGAUAGUACCCAAAACAACAAUGGCCAAAAGUUGGCUUCGUCACAGGCAAGUCUCCUGUCAUCUGGUGUGGGUAAUUCCCCCCUCCAUUCUUCAAUUGCUGCUCUCUCCUCACGUGAGUUGCCUAUUAACUCGUUUUCUGAAAACUUGAAUACUAGUAUUGAUGGUUCGCAUGUAUCGUCUUAUUCAUCUUAUACUAAAAAUGACGAUGUGAAAUUUGAAGCAACUGUCAAGCCUGGCAAGGGUAGAAAAAGAGCAUCAGAUACGUCUACAUCUGAGAUAGUGCCUUCUUCUUUGGUUACUGCUGUUGAGGUUGCCGAUCAAAUUUCUCAAACCUUGUCUCCGAUCAGAUCUUGUUGUGAGCAAUCAUCGCGAGUGUGUGCUACCACUUGUGUUUUCAACUCUCCCAAUGAUGAUAGUUUAGAUUCUUCCAUGAAUAAUUCGUUCCUAUCAGCAAAUUGCCCUAUUUCUUUUUCCUUACUUUCUCCUUCCCUACCCGCCGCUCCGCCACACGCAUCAUUGCUGUCACCCGAGAGCCAUACUGUGUCUUGUACAUCACCGACGUUUCUGCUCUCGCUGCACCAAUCAGCCCUUGAUGUGAAUUUGUUCUCCUACCCUUGCGAUAAAAAUGAGUUCAAAAUAAAAGAUGACUCCUGUUCUGAAUCAUCUGAUGAGGUCUUGUCGGUCGAUGAUGAGGUCCCUCAGAUUGGUAUGUCUCCGCACUCGGUUGCAAGUUGCCCUUCCGGCUCCAAAGAAGUGGGCACUAGUAAGGUGAAGUUUGAGGCACGUCCCGAAAAUCAAGUUGAUGUGACUCAGAACGUUAAAAAUGAUCUUAAAAUUACUGAUAAUGAUUCAUUCAAAAAUGGUCAGUUUUCUAUUCUUACCUCGAUCGGCGAUGACGUUGAUUCACUUUGUGAAGAUGUUGUCAAACAGCAUCUAUCCAAUGAAAAACGUAUUGAAGAUUCAAAGUACAAAGUUAGUGCACCCAACGCUGUGGAUGAGGUUCAUGAAGGUGCGGUUAUAACAGAUUCAUCGGUUCCUACUGGUCAUCGUCAGAUUUUACCCAGCGUUAGUGGCGAGCAAUCAAACAAAGACGGCAAACAUUAUGAGAAAAAUUAUGCAAAAGCAUUUGACUCUCAUGGCUAUGAUCUGAGUAUGAACAGUAUUCGUUCAACUACUUAUCCAGUAUCGGAAGGAAUUGAAAUCCUUGGUUCACCGACAAAUGCUAGUAACAAGUUUAGUAACCCUGAAGUUGGAUGCACUCGUUCUCACUUGAAUACUCAUGUUUAUAGCUCCCCGCUUUUCAGAAAGUUUCCUAGCUCAGAAACUCGAAAAACUGAAGAAAUACUUUCGACAGAAGUCCUCACACACUCAGAAUUGUUUCUCUCUUCCAUUACCUCAGAAAAUGAUAGAAAUGAACAAAAAAGUGGAUCUAUAUGUUCUGCAAACGUUGUUUCUUGCGAAAAUCCUUCUGAUCUCAAUAAACGAGGUUCUGAUAACGUUCUAGAAGCAUCAAAGGAUUCACUUAUCAAUCCAAUGCGGUCUUUAAAUCUAGAAUUGGCGCAUCUCGAAUCUCAUUCUACAUUCUCUCCAUCGCAUCCCAACGCUCCGCAGUGUUCAAGUCACCCAAGUAUUAGGCCGUUGCAUUGCAUGUCAAGCAAUUUUUUAACCGGCUUUAACAAAGCUGAUCGCAAUCAAUCUCAAUUCCCCAUUAGCCUGGAUGGUGCGUUACCGAUUGCAUCUAUCUUCAAUUCCAAACCUAGUUUCCGUUCGAACGAGCUAUUAAGAGCUCCUGACCAUAUAAACAAUUCGAAAUUUUCUGAUGUCUCUGGCGCUAAAAUUUCGUCUCCACUGUGCUCUCCAACGUAUUCUCACUUCACAGCAGGCAUCGUUGCAUCGUCUGUUGCUUCAACUUCCAAUGAACUUCUGCCCUGUAAUCAGUUCACCGUGGACUCGUCCCAUCGUCACUUUUCGCCUAAUAACAGAAGUGGUUUCUCACGCUCCAACAGAGAAAGCUCCUGUAGCUUCUUCGAUUCCAGUUUAGUCCUCACAGCGUCCAUUAAGUCAAGUUUAGAGUCCGAAAAAAGUGCCGAUGCAAAAAUAGGAAUAACUAUACCCAUUUCAACUCAAUGUUCAAACCAUUCUAGUUCAAAAGAUCAAUCUCAAUUUGGUGUUACAUCUUGUGCUUCAAACAUUUCGAUCCCAUUGGUCACGAAAUUGUCUGUGAAUGGGCAUUCGAAUGAAAAUGAGAACUUGACCCUUAACAGAUGCAUGGCUAACAAACUGAAACGUGAAAGCUCUUUGCACGAAAAUGAUUCAUUUGAUCCGAUCGCAGAUGCUCAAACUUCAGUCAUGGUUCUAGACGCAACGAAAGAUGGUGACAAUGUCCAUCAUAAUUUACAGUCGAAUGUUUCCGUGUCUAAACAAGGAAGGGUUGUGCAAUCAAAACAUACCAUAGGACGUUCGCGAUAUAGUAAGAGGAAAUCAAAGAAAACUAAGACAAAAAGGUUGAAUUCAACAAAAAGUUACAAACCUGCGACUAAGAAAUCAAAGAAACGCUUUAUAAAUUCGGACAAAUCUAGCUUAAAUUCUUCACCUAGCUACUCCAUGACGGGCUUUGACCAGGUUUCCGUGUCUAGAAAGUCUCUCACUUCUUGUGCGACUGAUGCAGACGGUGCCGUUAUUAAUUCAUUAGAUAACAAAAAAACUUGUACUACAUCUUCAAGCGACGUUUUGGCUCCUGUGAAAGAGGCCUCGAAAUCUGUCGAAUCUAGCGAUAGUAUGGAAUUGAUUCUAGCUGGGCCAUUUGACGAUGCAAACUCCUCUGAAAUUACAGGCGGUCAAAAUUCGUUUACUAAAUUGCCUGGCAUCUUCUUCGAUCAGAAGCUCGAACAGAGUAAUUUGAAACAAGAGUCGAGUGAAGAUGGUAUUUCGUCAACGUUAACAAACUUUAGUAAAGAUGAUCAUACCGCAAAUGGAGCAGCCACCAAUGUUGAAGUGCUCUCAAAAGAGGAAGAAUCUGAAACAAGGAAAUUACCCAUUAGCGAAGCAUGUUGCAUGACAAGUCAAACUUUAACUUCUCUGAAUUCAUCGACAUCUGCCUGCUCCCCAUGCAUAGUUCCUAGUUUAGCCAUGAAGAGUUGUUCAACACUUGGUGAUUCUAGUAGCUUCAUAAUUGAAUCCAAGCAAUGUUCAAGCAGAAGCAAAUCUUGCGGGAAUAUUGCGAAUGAUUCUUCAAGCUCUUCAGCACAGAGUGCCAAUAACAAAACUAAUAACCUCACUCAACUUGAUGGCGGGGAAACAUUCAACAUUAGUACAGAAUUUUUUGCGCAAAUCGUGGCCAGUCCCAAUGAUAAUGGAGCUAAUUUCUCAAUAGAUGACAUUCCUCUAAAUGGUCCUCUUGGGAUUUCAAGUUCAUGUGAUCGUACAACUAUCUGUAACUCUACAGAUUCUUUGAUCCCAGACCUGGUGCCAAACAAGGUUGUUGAGAGCCGUUCACAAAAUAUGUACCAAAAUACUGCUAAGAUUCAUUCAACAGAUUUUUCCGGCUCCAUGGCGCCAACGGCUAAAGAAGUUAUUAAUUUGCACCAUCCUUGUGAAAUGACUCCUAGUUCACAUGUUCAUAUCACUUCAACCCAUUAUGGAUCUUCAAACAUUAAACAGUCUUCGGACGGUGUUGUCGUGCGUACGGAUUCUUCCAAUACAUUUCAUGUCACGUCUCCCGACCGUGUCAUUCAAGCACAGUGUGCUCUCGAUUGUAGAAAUGUGAAUGUCUUUCAGCCAAGUUCUAAAUCAAAUUCAUAUAACGCGCAACGUUAUUUUUCUUCUGAAGGUAGCACAUCUGGCCAAGAUUCUACUCACGCGACGCGUCUGCAGUAUGAAUUCGAAGGGGCAAUAGCUAGCUGCUCUAAAAGCGUCCUAGCCCAAUCAAAUUUUCCGCAGAGUAAUAGCCAAAUGAUGUGUCAUACAAAUCAAGUUUUUACAGGGGGUGUCAAACAGAUGCUUUCAGUGAGCAAAGUCCGCUCAUCACUUGGACAUUCUCAGGUUAGCUGCUCUAGUACCCAAACCCAGGCCAUGAUUGGUCAGAUUAUGGAACAUAGUUUUGAUUUAAAAAAAGCAAAUAGUUUGAUUCAUAGGUCUAACACUGUCCCUUAUGUUAUUCCAGCAGCAUCGCGUUGCGAUUCAGUUAUAAAUAAAAAACCCCAGAUCUGGACUAAUGCUUCUCCGCAAAAUAAUCCAACAGUUCAGCAAUUUGAAAGUCUGAAAAAUGAGGCAACUUAUUACCUAAAAAAUGAUGCUCAACAUGCAUCCGUAACAAACCACCCUAAUCAUGGAAAUGAAGUUCAAGAUAUUCAGCUAAACCAUCAGUUCCAAAACCCUUGCAAUUUUUCCAUUUAUGAGGAAAUGCAGCAUCCAUGCGUUCCGGUGGUUCCUGGAAACAAUUCUAACUUCGUAAAUUACUUGCAUUCGAAUUCUUCCAUCCAUAACUGUGGCAAAAAUCAAAUGAACGAUAACAGAAAUUUCACCUCCGUGUAUAACACACAACAACAUGGACAUCAUUUAUCACAACAAGGAAGUGUUAUUACCGGGGCAUCUCAACAGGCCAAUGCGUGUGCAACAAAUGCCUACUUUCAGCAUCCCAAUGGACACGUACGCUAUCCUUUAAAAAUGAAUCAAAGUGUCAACAGCUGUGGCUCCACGAGCAAUGUCUUGCACAAUUCCUCUGAUACUGUCGCUGUUCAUGAUUUUUCAAUGCUUGAACAAGAACAUUCAAUGCUUCUAACAUCAAAUUUAUCAACUCAGCCUAACAAUCAUGCAUCAUCUUCUGGUGUUAACUAUGCAUCCAAUCAGAAUGCGAAUGGAAAUUCUGAAGCUACUUUUCAAAGUGGCAGUAAAAUUAGAGUUCCUGGAAUUAACAGCUUAUCGGCUGCAAAUGUGAAAACCUUAAAUCCUACUCAUUGUUCUUCUUCUUCAUUUGAACUUCCAGUUGACGCUUCUGCCAACCACUGUGUGGCAAAUUACGAUGCUACUAACCCGCAUCGCUAUUUCGCCAAUCCCAAUAGAAUGCGUUCUCACGUCGUAGCCAAUGAGCUAUCAAAUUGUCAGGCAAUGUGCAACACUAAUGAAGUUGCUAACUCUGUUUUACCCUCGUUACCUUAUGGGAUUAAUGUUCAACAUGGGGUAUCAAAUGGAAGCAUGCAUUUUCCUUCUGUUCAGGUACACCAUAAUGCUUUGCCGCAGCCCAGUAGUGCUGUUUACAGUGACGGUCACGGCCAACAAAAUGUAAAUGUCAUGCCUCCACAACAAAUGCAUUACCUUCCUGUACCAUCUGGGCACACUUACUGCGAUGUCUCCUGCAUUCACAGCUGCAUGAGUUACCAGUACUCGGACUAUGCAAGAAAUAAACACUCGCAUUCACUGCCUGAAUAUAUUGGCCCGCCAAACAUUGCUGAAGUACCUGGUCAACAGCAAGUCUUUCAUGAAACGAUCAACCACUCGUAUUCCACUUCUGUGGUGCCACCAGUUACUUCCUCUUGCUUCAAUUCGGCCGGAUUAUACACGUCAGUUAAAAAAUUCGAUUCUCCAAAUUCAUUGCAUUCAAAUCAAAGUUCGUCCUGUUCAGUAGAAGUCACGCAAAGGAAUAAAAAAUGUAGUAAUUCUCAUAUCGCUUUGUUGAAAAAUCAAAUCUUGUCAACAGAGCCUGAUGUAUUGGAAAAAUCAGCCGUUUAUGAUAAUAAUGCACAAAAGAUAGCAACUGGAUAUCAUGUGGCAGAAAUAAAUCCAACUCAUUUAGCUGUGCCGGCGUCCACUAUGAACGUAGAGAACCCCAAUUUAGAAUUGGCAGAAGCUAAUCCUACCUCUGCCUCUAGAAAUUUGAAGAAAGAUCGCUUUGGGACUGAGAACUUGCAACCCAGCAUGACAGUAGCCAAGUGCGAUGUCAUCGAAGCAAGCACUUGUUCAAAUAAUGUAGAUACUCCUAAGUUUAAUCAAACUUCAAGGCAUCCUUGUGAAAACGACAGUUCUUAUAAUUUAAAUGAUUCUCAACCAAAGGUAAGCUUGAGUCGUGAUGUGAUGACUCAACACGAUUCUUCUUUGAACACGAAUAAUUAUAAUCUUUCCAAAUUUACAAAUAAUUCAACCGUAAAUUCAGAGAUAACUGUUGAUGAAUCAAAUUACAUCGUGCGGACUUCAGCCGAUUCCCCUAUUCUCAACUGCACCAACCCCUGCUCUGUUGUGUCAAGUUGUAAGACAACUACAGAAAUGGACAUCGACAUUGAAGAAUGUGAUUUUCCUGAUGACCAUUUGCUCGUUCUUGAUAACAAAUCGGAUUACAAGUCAAGUCAGACAAUGAGUUCCGACUUCGAGAACCAAGAUCCAGCUGAAAUUGCACCUAAUCCUGAUCCCCAGGAUGUUAUGAAGUUGAGUGUUUCAGGCGCUGGCGAUUUUAGCAAGAAUCUGGGGAACGCGCAAACGGACGGAUGCCCUGAUGCUGUUAAUAGUGAAUUUGUUGAAGAGCCUGAAGAGCGCUCUUUGAAUCGCCCUUCUACUCCUGAACUACUUCGCAAUGUACAGGAAGCAACCGAGUAUCACAAACCCACCUUACUAACUCGUAAUUUGAAGAUGAAAAAGCAUGCAAAGCUGCAAAUUUGUAGACAGUGCGACCAGGUUUUCUCUACUCGGAACUGUUUGGUGAGACACAUUGAACGAAGACACAAAAUCAGUAUGAUGCAUUUCAACUGUCCUAAUUGCGCCAAAAAGUGCAACUCAGAACGGUCAUUGAACAGGCACAUGCUUCAGCACAAAAAUUUUACUUGUAAGCUCUGUCAUGAAACAUUUUCAAGUCGAACUGACUUCAAGAAACACAUUGAUCAACAUUCACGAGGAAGUUUAUCAUGUACAUCUUGUAACAAGGACUGUUCCACAAUCCAGGCUCUAAUUUCUCAUAUGAAUACCCACACAAAGGAAAAACCAAAUUAUUUAUGUACCACUUGCCAAAAAGAAUUCGCCAAUAAACGAAAUCUAAUAGUUCACGUACGUACACACACGGGAGAACGCCCCCAUAAGUGUUCUAAUUGCCGGAAAACUUUUAGUGUAAGAAGCAAUAUGCUUGCGCACGAGGAAAUGUGCCUUGAUAAAUGCAGAUUCAAGUGUGAUCUAUGCUCCAGAGGAUUUCCUUUAGAAUCUGUGUACAAGCGACAUCUCGAGGAGCACGAAGGUAAAUUUGCUUAUACGUGUACGGUCUGUCAGAAAGGUUUCAGUAAGCCCUCGGGUCUGAAAGCACAUUCUAGGACGCAUGAACUUGUGCAACAAUUUCCUACCAAUCACUCCAAUCCAGUGAAAACUCAGAAAAAACAAAAGGAUCGGAAAACUAAAAAAUCUUCUAAGUGUCCUGUAUGUGGCAAACAAUUGUCUAGACAUCAAUUACUAAAAGAUCAUCUAGCUCGUCAUGCAAAUGAGAGAAAUCAUAAAUGUCCCGACUGUGAUCAGGUAUUUUUUUAUAAAAGUAAUAUUCGGUCUCAUCAGUUAGCACAACAUUCUAAUGUUAAAAAAUUCGCUUGCCCUGAUUGUUCCAAAAGUUUUGCCUCCAAAAACUCGCUAAAUAUUCAUCUUACUGUCCACAGUGGUGUGAAGCCACACCAAUGCCAUGUUUGUGGGAAAGCUUUUUCCAUUCGUAGUAAUUACACACGUCAUCUGAAAUGUCAUGCCACUCCUUCGAUCAAUUCAAUACCCGCUAAAUUGUUUUGAAAUGCUUAAUUUAUUAAUGGACUAUAAAUCUCAUUCUUGUUUAAAAAUCCUUGUGGAGGCUGAUGAAAUACCUGAUGAUUGGUUUAAAAAAAAUAGCUACUCCAUAACGUAACUACCGUUGAUCAAAAGGUCAGACACUGGUCAAAUAACCUAUAAAAAUGGAGCAUCGAAGUCCGAACAAGUCCGAAGAACACACCAUUCAUAUGCACAAGUCCGAAGAACACAACUAAGAUCUGCCUCUGGCUUUGAAUUAAUAACAAAACUUUUAGCCGCUCUGAGUUAUUCUAACCAGAUCAACAUUUCCCUUGGGCAUGAAUUGAUCGAUCCUUUUGUCAUGAACUAUCACGAUGAAUUUCAACUUGGCAAGUUCUUGCUGCUCUGGGCGGCCACUACUCUUGUAACCUCACUCUUGUACAGCGAUACAUUGUACAGUGAAAAGACCAUUGUCCUGCUUUUGGGACGUUUCAUUUCCCCAUGAGUGCGUUUGAAGACGAUUUUGAUCGAAAAAAUCGUAAUUCAUAGUACAAUUUUAGAAAUACCUAAAUAAUUAGGAAAAACUCUUAAACUUGUCUGAAACUUAUUAAACUUGAAGGAAUUAGAAACCAUACAGGAAUACGCGACUUGCAUCCCAGACGAUGAAGAUUGCGGGUAAUGGUAGAAGUAAAUAUCCUCAGUUUAGUUUCAGUUAGACAAAGAAAAUUUUUCUGUACUUAUAUAUAAUUAUGACUCGAUUUAUCAAGCUACGAUGGAAGAGACAGUGUUCAUGCGUGCCAAACUAAUUCAAGUAAUUCCUGGUUAUUAUGUUCGUUGCUGGAAAUGCACAGCUAGGGGCUGUUAUUAGCUGCAUUAUUUCUGAAUUUUAUUUA
Hyalella azteca is the source of this 9985-nucleotide messenger RNA. RefSeq lists its product as uncharacterized. NCBI's taxonomy places the organism in Eukaryota, Metazoa, Arthropoda, Malacostraca, Amphipoda, Hyalellidae. The coding region runs from base 90 to 9119 and encodes 3009 amino acids. The transcript has 3 exons. The record is from RefSeq and is a predicted model, not a curated record.